GUAAGAAGGCAGUACCAGCCAGGAUACCACUGCUGGACGCAAUUAUGCGGCAAGACGAGAGGAAGUAAGACAAGAAGAUAUCCGACGUAAGCAGCAAGAAGAUCGAUGGAGGCGGGAGGAUUCGGCAGCCAGAGAACAGCUCGAGAAACAAAGGGCGGACGAAUUAGAGAAGUUGAGGAGAGAGAAUGACGAUCUGCUGCGUAUGGCGUCCGGGAAGACCAGCAGAGAGCUCGACUCCAUCAAAGCGGAUAACCAAGCCUUGGUCCACGACUUCUUAGUGCUGAAAGGAAAGAUUGAAAACCUUAAAAAAAACAACAAGCGGGGCUCGGAAGCUGUCACAGAAAAAAAUCCUCAUGUUGAACCGGCUAAAGGGAAAUCCCGACAGGCGGUUUGCGCACAGACUCCUGUUGAAUGGGCGAAGUUGACUGAAGUUUACCGUAAGAUACGAGAUGAGAAGGAUACGGUCGAACGGGAGGUCUCGGCAAUCAAAGAUAAAAUUAAAAGAAUCAAGAUUGCAACUCCAUCCAGCUUGAAGCAGAAGACGUCGCUUCGGAGAAAAAGCGGGAAGAUGGGUAUCAGUACGCCGCCACAGAACGACGAUGUUUUGAAGAUCACCUCUGUGCGAAAAGUCGGAGAGGAGCGCGACGGGUUCCACAAAAGAGUCUGUAACAACCUUGGAAAGCUCCUCAAGGUGCAGUUGGAGAUUUUAUGCGCAGAAGAAGAAAUCGACUACACAGGAGUGAAGAAGACUGCGAGUCAAUUGGCUGAUAUUUACACAGCCAGGGCGUUUGACCGUCCCACGAAUCGAAGGCUGGUGAGUGACGACGAGCAUGAUGGCCAUGCAGAAGACGAACCUGAUGAUGAAGCAUCCACCGAUGUUGCAGGCACCUCCAUGGAUACACCUGCUAAUUCGGAAACGUCGUAGGAUCGGCCCCGAGCACUGGUCGUAUUUUCUCUAUACUCUCUGACGUUCGUAAGUUAAGGACAUUUAAGGAUGGGUUGGGCCGGAAUAACCUUAAUCAACUCUUUCGAUGCUU
Molecule: messenger RNA, 1037 nt
Organism: Chara braunii
Lineage: Eukaryota; Viridiplantae; Streptophyta; Charophyceae; Charales; Characeae
Source: the annotation of a GenBank genome assembly